UAUUCUGCACAAGAAUUACUGAGCCUGAAGGAAAGUUAGCAGAGGCAACCAGAGGUUUAGUAUCUGACUUCCAUUUCCAAUAUCCCACCCAAGAUGGCUCAGUGGAUGGAUCAAGUAAAUAAUAAGACUGAGAACUUGAGUAUUCUCAAAAGUACUUUAUAUGACUACGGGAUUUCGCUCUUUAAAAAGUUCAAUGGAGACGGUAGAAAGAAAUACUCUAGAAAGAAUUCAAGCAAGAAAAGAAUGAAUGUCAGCUUAAUGUUUAUUCUAAAAUAAACUUAAUUUAUAAUGUCAUAAUGAAUUUUUCUCUUCCUUUUCGUCAUCUUUUUCAUAAUUUUCUUCAUCGUCUUUCUUAUUAUUCGUAUCUGUCAACUUCAAUUUACAUGGGGCAUCUUCCA
Messenger RNA from Rhizopus microsporus ATCC 52813, 398 nucleotides. RefSeq lists its product as uncharacterized. The record is from RefSeq and is a predicted model, not a curated record. The transcript has a single exon. The coding region runs from base 94 to 276 and encodes 60 amino acids. NCBI's taxonomy places the organism in Eukaryota, Fungi, Mucoromycota, Mucoromycetes, Mucorales, Rhizopodaceae.